CACCGCCAGCAGCCUCCCUUGCAAGCGGCCUGCCGGCCCCAAACUAUCUCGUAUGUCGGACAAACAUCAGGGCAUCACGCGAGCUGUGUGCAUGGAUGUGUUUUCUGUCAGAGUGUGUUUCCGUCGCUAUCGUCCAACACAUCGGCACUGCCACCGCCCGGCUUUCUGCCCACCCCGUCUAUCGUCGUGCCUGCUCUGCCGCCGUUGCUAUCCUCGCCGAACACGUCGCCCGACUCUGAGCCGAUCCGACCUCAGUCGUUCUGUCAGAGCCACACCGCCGCCAGUGCAUCCACCUAUAGCAGCAACAGACAGGGAAGGCAGAGGCAGGGCAGGAAGGGAGGCAAGCAGUGAUGGGAACACAGGCCACACAUACGGGCGUUGGGUGCAUGGUGUCGUUAUGUGAUGUGAUGUGUUUGUUGUGGUGCCAUGCCGAGUGCAGAUGUAUUUCGCCUCUUUACCGCCGAUCCACCGACUUGCCGACUUUGUCUCGUGACACCGACAUGUGCAUGGUCUCUGCGCCGCCCUCCGCCGGUGAUUUUGUUCGGGAUAUCCGUGCCUCGCGUUUCGAGCGGCGGGGUGGUGAUGCGAAGUGGACACCUCGCAUCGAUGUUUGUCUAUGUGGAUCUGUGUCGCGAGUCCCGUCUAUCCCUCCGACAAGGUGCGCAGUAGCUGGAAGGAAGAGCAGACAGACAGGAGGACGCAUACAUGGAAUGAAUGGAUGUGUAUCGACCGUCUGUCGCACACACAACCGACCUGUAUGUGGGUGUUCCCGCACCCCCGUGACCACCGCCUCCGCGUAUGUGUGCAGCCGACGUGUGCGUCCACUGUAUAUGUGAGCACAAAGUGUUUGUUCUGCUCGUGCCCAUGUGUAUUUCGAUGGAUGUGUUGCGUGUCCGUCGAUGGGUGCGUGCGAGUGCCUGUCUGCCUGUCUGCCUGUCUGCCUGCCUGGAUGGAUGGAUGUGUGUCUGGAUGGAUACAUGGAUGGGAGCCGAUGGAUGGGUAAGGGAGAGAGAGCGAUGUGGAUGUGUCUUUGUCCACGGAGGAGAAGCGAGCCCUUACAUGACAUGAAUGAUGCUGUCUGUAGCCGUUCAUGGCGUAGCGUGUCAGUGGAGCAGUCGAAGUGAUGCAGGCAGCCAGGCAUGUGUGCAUUGGAUGUGUCCAUGGAGCCGAGCUGAUGAGAGCUGAUAGAGCUGUCCAGAAGUGCAUAGAGCAGCGUUUACUCAUGUCGUGGUUGAGCAAGUUCGCCAAUAUAGCCAGCGCUGCUAGCUAAGCCGUUAAAAGGACACGUCAGCGAUCCCCCCCUUGUGGUGCGUCAGCCCUUCGGCUUGUGCUGUGUUGCGUCUUGUGGUGUUGCGUUGCCGUGAGUGUCGUGUUGCGUCGCCGUGGACUACGUGGAGUGUGUGCACACAUCAAGGGUCCUUCUCCUCCCCUCCCCUCGGAGAGAAGACAACGUGAGCCACACACGUCUUGACCCAGUGUUACUCGUCUUGAGGGUCCAUCACAUCAUCCACUUCAUCAUCCCUAUUCACCAUCACUAGAGCCAGCCAUCCCUCUCUCACCCCCCUUGUCCAGCACGCACAGAGAGCGGUGGCGCGUUAGUGUUUCUCUUCUGUCUGUUUGUCUGUCUGCCUCUGUCUUGUCACGCACAUCUCACACACCCAGGGAGGCACAGAGGAGGACGCCAACGUAUCAGGCGGAGACGGGGACGAGGCAAUGGAUGUCCAUGCCGCAGAGCGGGCGUGGCCUACCGACGCGGCCAACUUCGCGGUGGGCGUGAUUGAGCGGCGUGCUGCGAGCACGGAGCGGAGUCAUGGGCGUGGCCGGCAGGCGAGGGCGACUUACACGAACUUCACAUCGUGGUUCGCUGGCCCUUCGACCCGUCCCGUUCUCUCGCCAAACAUGCUUUUCGCCGCCUGUGGGAUGCAGUCGUGGGACGGCGUGUUUCCCGUGCCGUGGCUGCUUGCCCGGCGAGAGGGGGUGCCGCUGGAGGCGACCCGCUAUGCCAUGACGUUCCAACAAGAUGUCGCGGCCCUGUCGGAGGCUGACCGAGCGGCCUUCGACUGGUCGACUGCUGCGUUUGCGAACCGUGUUUUUGUGAGGCACCCGGAGGUGCUGAUUGUGAUGAACUGCAGCCCACCGAGCGAGGACGGCAUCGAUGCAGGUAUGGAUGUGUGUGUGAGAAAAAGAAAAGGUGUCGGGCAUGGAGUGGUUGAUGUGUAUGGAUGUGACUGAUGGUGCAGGUAUGGUGGAGAAGGUCGCUACAUCGUUCGACCUGUAUGACGAGGCGUAUGAUCUGGUGUGCAUCGCGUCGGUGCUCCCGCGCGAGGCGUCGGUGCAGCUUUCGCGACAGCAGCGUCGCUAUGCUGCUGGCAGUUACCAGACUUGCGCGCUUUUGCGGUGGGCAGCCGAUCAUCCUGGCUGGUGGUUCGCGUUUGAUGGUCAUGCACCGCAACGGGCAUGGAGUCUGAGGGCCAACGAGGCAGUCGAGUCGUGCGCAAUGCGAGUGCUGACGGGCUGGACGACCAUGAUGUUCGUGCGACGUGCUGCGAGCAUUCGAACGGACGCUCAGGUCCGUCUCCGCGAGCUGACGAGCGGCCAGUCGAUUGUCAGGUGUCGCCAGCACGACAGCCACUAUCCGACCAUUCUCUCGCCGCUUUCACUGGUGCAAGAGUCGGUGGGGUGCUGCUAUCCACCGUUCGAUGCGACUUUGGACAGCGUUGAAGUGCGGCCCGCAACAUGUCAGGCGAAGGUGGUCCGCUACUGUUGCCCAUUCAAGAUACAUUGGGGAAGUUCUGUUGGGUGGAGCUGUCCGGUGGGUUUGUGCGCCAAGCAUUUUGCCGAGGUCAGCAGGGAGGUCGGUGAGGCCGAGAGCGAGGAGGACGUUGGCUAUCGGCUGCUGUGCUAUCGACCUGGGGCAUCGAGGAGACAGGGCGAGAGUGAUGAUGCCGUUGGUAUGGCAACCGGUGCAGCUGCUGAUGGUGACAUGAACGCUGACGGUGGCGGCGGCCAUCAGGACGGGGCUCAUUGUGCGGAUGCGAACGCGACUGAAGAAGACAAUGGGCAUGCCGAGGUCGAGUGGGACAUGAUCAAUGAGUGUCUGAGGAGCUGUGCAUUUGAUGAGUAGCCUGACGAUGCACAGGACGCUGCGGACCGGGCGGAGCAUGCCGCAUGAGAGCAGUUGGUUGCCGAUGCGGUGACGGACGCUGGGCCGGCAGACUUUGGCAUGGAGAACGCGACCGAUGACCGGCUUCUCGACGUGGACAACAGCCAGCUCCCUCUGUACAGCAUCAGCCCGCAUGGCGACCGGAUCUGGGCCCACCUGCUGUUCAACCCCUGCUUUCGACUUUGGCGCCGUCUGAAGAAGGGUGACAGCAAGAUGAAGCUGUCGGCACAGCGGUUUCUGCAGAGCUUGACGGCCAAGGACUCGACGCGCAGUGCGUGCAUCACUCACCCGGAGGCCGACAUGUUCCCCGACAUUUUUUUGUGGACAAGAGGGACCACACUCCCAUCGGCGCCCUUCCCGCGUCCAUGCUCGCUUCCUCAUCGUGGAAUGGGAAGCGGAGGAUUGCAUCUGCAAUGAAGCACUUCAAGCUGCGGAUCCGCGAUCAUUGCCUUCGGACCGCAGCCAACGAGAACUACAUUGGGUUCAUGUACAACAUUCACGUUAACAUGGAGCUCAACCACACGCACUCGUCACUAGUGCUGAAUCGAGGGACCGAGUAUAUGAAGCAGCGACAGGACAACACCAGGGAAGUCAUCGAGACGGCGCUGCCGAUGGAUGCGGGCGAGGCGCGGAAGCGCGUUCGGGAGCUGUCGGCAUGGACACAGGUGGGCAGUGGGGUGACCAACGAGCGCAUUUAUGAUGAAUGUCUGUAUGUGCACCCCUGCGUACACAUGUCGACUUGGAGUGUGUACAUGAUGAAUGUCUCUAUGCUCAUGCACGUCUCGACUUGGAGUGUGUGUAUAAAAUGAACGUCUGUGUGCGCACCUCUGCGCAUGCACGUGUCGACUUGGAGUGUGUGUAUGGAGUGUGUGUAUAUAAUGAACGUCUGUGUGCGCACCCCUGCGCAUGCAUGUGUCGACUUGGAGUGUGUGUCUAUAAUGAACACGACACACACUCCAAGUCGACACGUGCAUGCGGU
Molecule: messenger RNA, 4142 nt
Organism: Vitrella brassicaformis
Lineage: Eukaryota; Vitrellaceae
Source: the annotation of a GenBank genome assembly